AUGGUGUCUUUCGUCUUGUACUGGGGACACUUGAAUACGGCCGGCCAGGAUAGCCUCAAGUUGUUCAUCAACGAUGACACAACACCUUUCGCUGCGGUGAAGCAUAGCCGCUUUGUCGUCAAGAUACCCGUGGAGGUUCCCGACGACUGCACAGUUCGCUUCGAGGGCAAGCUGUGGUAUCGACAGACCCACCUUCCCGACGCCCCCAAAAAGCAAAUUGCGUUCAAAGCGUCUCAUGUCGCCGCCAGCCUUGCAAACAAAGAAGUCGGCCUGAUCCCUGGAAACACCAUUGGCGAGUUUGAAGUGUUCACUUUCGAGCGGCAGACCACCGCAUUGCCCGAGCAGUUCCAGCAGAAGCAAGGCUUUCGACGCGUGGAGGUCUACGCCUUUCAUGGCGGCACCACGGUGUCCUACAAGGAUGACCAGGGCGAACACCAGCAGCCUUUGCCAAAGCAUUCGAUAACUCAGCUGUGGCUUCCUGCCACCUUCGUCUGCGAGGUGUACGGGAAGAUGAAGACCCAAUUCCCGGAUAUGGAGUUUCAUCAGAAACAGUUCAUGGCCUUCGAUCUGGGCCAGCCGGAUGACGUUGUCGCAGUGGAAGUGGACCUGGCUCGUGCUGCGCCACCCGCGCCUCAGGCGGCCCCUGAAGGGGAUCCUUCACCUGAGAUGAGUUCGCCGUCCGGACCACGAAUUGAGGAAGAAAGCCGAAAUGAAACCUGUGAUGGCUGUAGCAUACUGUGA
Messenger RNA from Symbiodinium natans, 741 nucleotides. Lineage: Eukaryota; Dinophyceae; Suessiales; Symbiodiniaceae. The record is from the annotation of a GenBank genome assembly.